Molecule: messenger RNA, 4628 nt
Organism: Doryrhamphus excisus (bluestripe pipefish)
Lineage: Eukaryota; Metazoa; Chordata; Actinopteri; Syngnathiformes; Syngnathidae
Gene: tut4
Product: terminal uridylyl transferase 4
Molecular function (GO): RNA uridylyltransferase activity; zinc ion binding; nucleic acid binding
Source: RefSeq, a predicted model, not a curated record
CUUUUUCGUCACGAGCCCUCCCACAAUGCAGCGGUGUGACGUAGGAACAUGGCGGCCAAGGCUGCUGCUGUGAGCAGGCCACAGGAGCUGAAAAACAUGUAGGGCCACCAAACGAUAAUCACAAGUCAACUUUAAAGUUCCAAAACUGUCAGUAUUGUACCUUCCUGUUGUCUCUUCAUGGUGUCCACGCCAUCAAGAACACAAACGGCAUCACCGGAGGGAUGGAUGCGUCUCGAGCGUCUGUCAAGUCAAACAAGCAAUCUCUGCCUAAAGCAUCAAAAUCUUUGCAAAACUCAAAUCAGGAAGCAACAAAACGAGAAGCCGCGGACUCUUCCAAGUGCUGCAAAGAAACGCUCACCGCUCCCAAGGAUGACGCCAUCGUAAUCGUAAGUCGCGGCCCAGGGAAAGGAUCAUCGGACGGAAAGCAGGAACGCUCGUCGAGGUUAAACAGACUAACCGGAAGAACAAGCUCUGGGGAGAGAGACAACAGAGAGACAAACACUCCUGUUCAACCCGACAAACUCCCGACAGAGCAAUCGGAAAGCGAAAAAUGUCAUGGUUUGAACGCUGCAGUAGUGACGCAUCAUCACGCCGGUGAAGGCUGCACAGCUGCGGGUCCCGUUCCAAUGGAAGGACCGCUAACGGAGCAGCAGCUCGGCCUCCGACAGGCGGAGGAGCGCCUUUGCCGAGACUACAUCCACAGACUCUUAAAACAGUCCCCGGAGUACCCCAACUACCAGUACAUAUGCAAGCUCUGUUCCGUGCAUAUCGAGCACAUUCAAGGAGCCCACAAGCACAUCAAAGAGAAGAGACACAAAAAGAACAUCCUGGAAAAACAGGAGGAGAAUGAACUACGUGCCCUCCCGCCUCCCUCUGCUUCACAGCUGAGGGCCAUCGACGCGGCCGUCCUGGAAACAGCCAAACAACAUGGAAUUUCAGAGGAGGACUUGGAGAUUCGGAAGAGUGUCGUCGUUAGGAUGGAGGAUAUCAUUAAGAAAGACAUCUCAGCUUGUUCGCUGCGUCUUUAUGGUUCUUGUCUUUCCCGAUUUGCCUUCAAGACGAGCGAUAUCAACAUCGAUAUCGUCUACCCUUCCACGAUGACACAACCCGAAGUGCUGAUUCAAGCGCUGGAAAUCCUCAAAAACAGCACUGUAUUUUCAGACGUGGUGUCAGACUUCCAUGCCAAAGUUCCCGCCAUCAUCUGCCGUGAUGUCAGCAGUGGCCUGACAUGCAAAGUGAGCGCAGGCAACGAUGUUGCUUAUCUCACCACGUGUCACCUGGCAGCCUUGGCUAAAAGGGAGCCCAGGUUGGUUCCCCUGGUUUUGGCUUUCCGCUACUGGGCAAGGCUGUGUCACAUUGACUGCCAGGCGGAGGGUGGCAUCCCCUCAUAUUCCUUCGCCCUCAUGGUCAUUUUCUUCUUGCAGCAGAGAAAAGAGCCAAUCCUCCCCGUCUAUUUGGGUGCUUGGAUUGCCGGCUUUGACGUGAAACGCGUGGACGAGUAUCACCUGACAGGUGUUCUAUUGGACUUGUUUGUCCGAUGGGAGUACAGACCUCCGAGCUCCACGGAUGCACACGGAGAGAAUCCGAACGAGGCGGCUGGGGAAGUCAGACCCAAAUCAGAGCCCAAUGAAACAAAUCAUUCCAACGGCUUGGCCCAGUUGACCUUUGAACCGUGCAAGGAUGCGUCGCUGGGACAGUUGUGGUUCGAACUCCUGCGCUUCUACACGCUGGAGUUUGCGCUGGAAGAAUACAUCAUCAGCAUCCGACUGACAGAGCUGCUUUCUCGGGAAAUGAAGAACUGGCCUCGUCGCAGGCUCGCGAUAGAAGAUCCCUUCGCGUUGAAGAGGAACGUCGCACGGAGCUUGAACAGUCAGAUGGUGUUCGAGUACAUCCAGGAGCGCUUCCGUACGGCUUACAAGUACUUUGCGUGCCCGCAGAGAAAAAGUACGCCGGAGCAACAGAAAAGCAAGGUUCCCACCAAGCAGGGCUCCAAGUUGUACCCAGUGGACAAGAAGGAGGCCUCAUGUUUGAAGAAGAUGAAGAAAAAUGUAAUGAAACGCGACGGAGCUAGUCGGACGGCGUUCCCGGGGUCGAAGGAUGACGACCAUGACGAUCAGUCCAUCAAGAACGAUGAUAAGACUUUGGACGGCAGCCUCAUGGACCUGGUCCUCAGCGAAGGGGACAAACCUUCCCAACAGUCAAUCCCGUCCCUGUCUGCCAACGGGGUAUUGGACACUGACGAAGAAGAAGAAAGCAAUAAUUCCGAAAGAGAUGGCACCGUAUCGUCGGAAGAUCUUCACUAUGUCUUUGAUAAAAUGAUUUUCACCGGCGGGAAGCCGCCAAACGUGGUGUGCAGCAUCUGCAAACGAGAUGGUCACCUCAAGGACGAGUGUCCGGAAGACUUUAAAAAGAUGGAGUUGAAGACGCUCCCGCCGAUGAACGACCGUUUCAGGGACAUCCUGGAUGGGCUCUGCAAACUCUGCCACUAUGAACUGGCGCCUACGCAUGCUGAGCAACAGAAGAGGGAGCAGAUCCUAGCCAGUUUGGAAAGGUUCAUAAGGAAGGAGUACAAUGAUAAAGCCCAGUUGUGUUUGUUUGGAUCCUCCAAGAACGGCUUCGGUUUCCACGACAGCGACCUUGACAUUUGCAUGACUCUUGAAGGUCAUGAGACGGCGGAGAAGCUGAACUGCAAGGAGAUCAUUGAAGGCCUUGCUAAAGUGCUAAAAAAGCAUACAGGUCUCCGCAACAUCUUGCCGAUCACGACAGCAAAAGUGCCUAUUGUCAAGUUUGAACACCGACAAAGCGGUUUGGAGGGCGACAUCAGCCUCUACAACACCUUAGCUCAACAUAACACCAGAAUGCUGGCUCUGUAUGCAGCCCUGGAUCCACGCGUGCAGUUCCUCGGAUACAUGAUGAAGGUCUUUGCCAAGCGCUGCGACAUUGGAGAUGCGUCCAGAGGAAGUCUCUCAUCCUACGCGUACAUCCUGAUGGUGCUUUACUUUCUGCAGCAGAGGCAGCCUCCGGUCAUACCAGUCCUGCAGGAGAUCUUUGAUGGUCCAAGCGUCCCCCAGCGAAUUGUAGACGGCUGGAACGCCUUCUUCUUUGAUGACAUCGAUGAUUUGCGUCGGCGUCUGGCAGAGCUGGAGCCCAACACCGAGUCCGUAGGGGAGCUGUGGCUGGGCCUCCUGCGCUUCUACACGGAGGAGUUUGACUUCAAGGAGCACGUCAUUAGCAUCCGCCAGAAGAAGCGUCUCACCACGUUUGAAAAACAGUGGACGAGCAAAUGCAUCGCUAUCGAAGAUCCCUUUGAUUUGAAUCAUAAUCUGGGUGCUGGAGUUUCACGCAAAAUGACCAACUUCAUCAUGAAGGCGUUUAUAAACGGGAGGAACCUGUUCGGGAAUCCGUUCUACCCGAUCCCUGGCACUGAAGUGGACUAUUUCUUCAACCCCAACGUUCUAACGGACGGCGAGUUGGCUCCCAACGACCGCUGCUGCAGGAUCUGCGGGAAGAUCGGACAUUACAUGAAGGAUUGUCCCAAGAGACGCAGAAUGAAAAAGAAAGACAACGACAAAGACGAGGAUGUGAAAGAAGAAGAGCGAGAGCAAAAAGAUCGCCGUUGUUUCCAAUGUGGGGACCCCGGUCACGUAAGGAGGGACUGUCCCGAGUACCGCCAUUUGAAGCACAGGACACCCGGGGCACCAGCUCCCCACGUGGUACGUCCUACCGCCGGGUCCCAGUCCAUCAGCGCCCCCCAGGGUGCACCGGAAUGCCCCGGAAGGGCCCGGCUACCCUCGGACAGCUCAAACAGUCGCCAGACUCCGCCUUUUUCUCCACAGCCCCCGGUCGCGUCCCAAAGCUCCCCCCAGCCCUCCCAGAACAAACCCAUGCCUUCAAGCCCUCAGAAGCAAGCCGCCCACCCGCAGGUCCCGCUCUCUCUCUUCACCUUCCCUUCGUCACACCCGGGCCAGUAUCGCCUCGGGACCCUGUCCGCACUGGGGCCCCUCCCCUCCCACCAGCACCCGCCCAACAUCCCGUCCGCCUCCUGGCCCAUCCACGGACCCGUCCUCGGCACACCCGCGCCCAACGCCCCCUCGCCACCCGGCUUGAAAUUCGCCACGACUCCAGGGGGUGGCCCCAACCCCGUGAACCUUAACGACCCCAGUAUCAUUUUCGCUCAGCCGGCCGCCAUGCCGCUGAGCAUGGGCGGCCCGGGACGUGAAGGACACUGGCUCAACCACCUGGCACAAACGGGCUCGCUUCUGGGCAACGGCACCGUAGUCAAGUCAGAAUUAGCCCACCCAGGCCAGUUUGUGGGUGUGAACCAAGGAUCUCACCUAUGGGAGCACAAUAAAACACCCCAGUACACGCUGUCUCCUUCCUGGUCGUACCGAAUGCCCCAGAAUUUCAUCCAGCAGGGCAACGGUCGCUACCAACCGGGCUCCAUGGCGCAUCCCAAUCCCAACCUGCCCAUGGCUCCCCACGUUCGACUCCCGCUCAAUCUCAAUUUCAUCCAGCAGAAGAAAUAAACAUGCAUCUUUUCUUUUCAGUUUUUUUUUUUUUAAAUCAGCGACACGACAAAGUCCAAUUAUGUACCCUUUGCAUCAUUUUAACCCAUGGAUUUUUUUUUU